Molecule: messenger RNA, 1014 nt
Organism: Toxoplasma gondii ME49
Lineage: Eukaryota; Apicomplexa; Conoidasida; Eucoccidiorida; Sarcocystidae
Exons: 1
Coding region: 131-499 (122 amino acids)
Source: RefSeq, a predicted model, not a curated record
AAGGCGUUGUUCACAAUGACUUGAAACCUGAAAAUAUCCUGCUCAGCGCAGAAGGCACGGCUGCAACCGGGUAUUUUGGCUGGCGAGCGCUAUCGGAGUUAAAUCGAGAGUAAAAGGCACUGAUAUAUACAUGUUUACAUGGACGCAAGAAUCGCAGCAGCAAGCAUUGGUCGACGAGAAAUCGUCAUGCUUACACAGAAGGAUGCAUGAGCAUUAUGAAAUCUUCUCUUUAAGGUUGUGGCGUCAAACGUAUCCAUUCAGAUUAGAUUCCGUCUCCGCCGCGACGGCGCAAGAGGUGAAGCAGUUCACCAUUACGUGUGCACAGAAGACUACGCCGCAACCCGACAUCCACUCGUGCACAGGAGUCCCCGUUGAGGUCCGGAAAAUCUUCACGGGAUUUUUACAUAGGUUCGUCGAAGAUCGACGUCUCCCCGGUGAGGUUGCAGAGGAGUUCCUUGCCGCUACACACGCUGGUGGUAUCGAGGGGCCUGAUCAGUAAGUAGUAGCGGAUAGUACGAAUGCGUGUUGUCCGUCUCAGGGUCUGUGAUACAGUUCCCUGACGCUGAAGGAGUUGGCUUCACCAAUUCAACAACCAAGAAGUCGGGGCCUCUCACUGGACACCACAGGCUGCUCAGAAGACAGCGCAGAUGAUGGUGUUUUUGUCAGGUAUUGCUUGCAGAGUUGCCUUCUGCGACUGAAAAAGCUCUCAAAUGAGCAGGAUGUGAUUAGUAGAUCUGGGUCCAUCCUUUGUGCAUGGUGGCUGAGAGGAGGUGCGAGACUUCUGGAAUACCGUGAACACUAAGGGUCAGAGUGCUGGGAACGUUAUUUCUCUGGGAAGCGUGUGUCAUGGAUAAAGUUCAUUGUUUUCUUGCCAACAGUAUCAAGGAAUCUCCUGCGACGUUUGCUACGUGGUGCUGGACUCGUAAACGGGUCGGUUUUGUUUGCAUGAAACUGCGUCGCUGUGCUGUGUCCGAUACGGAUGUUCGGAUCAAGCAAUAAGGCACUCUACCCAGC